UUGUGUAACCUUUUCUUUUACUUUGAUCUGGAUUGCCUUCAAUUUUGUUGACUGGUUUGUUGGAGUUGAUGCCAAGUGAAUUAGCCUGUUUCUAGUUGCCCACCUUUUGCUAUUUUCUGUUGGUUAGGGCUCCUCAAUUCGAAUGAUGAAAAUCCCCAAAAUUUUUGGCAGGAGUCAUUCUCUUACCACUCUGAAUGAUCACAAUGCGCGUAUCACUUGUAUGAGGUGAGAUGUUGUUUCCCCUUACAGAAACUUCAUUGUUUAGGAGUGAAGGGAAAAAAUCUGGAAAUUUUUUGGUAACUUCGAGUUCUGAUCACUCGAUUCGAUUGUGGUGGAAGGGUUCUUGUCAGAAAUGUUUUCGAGGUCAUAGCCAGUAUAGCCGUGACAUUCUUUCUAAGUUCAUCAAACCUAGAUAUCAUAAGGAUAUGGAAUAUUUAGACUGGUUGAAUUCAGAGUUGGACCUUUAGAACAUACAAGCACUUUGAAACAUAGAUUCUGAUAUCCAGUUCUAUUUUGAUAGCAUUUUGCUGUGGUGUCAACACUUUGUAAAUUCAUGUGCUCACGUGGAAGUCUUUCCAGUAAUUACGAAAAUAUUGCCUCAAUUCUUGUAGCAUCAUCUCUGUUUUAACACACAGUAACCUUCUUUUUUAUUUCUGUAGAGAACUCUCUCAUUACUAUGAUGAUAUGUUCUAAUGUUUUUCUUCUUCUCUUGGUCGUUGCACCCAGACAUAAGACUUCUCUUUUAGUGAGCAUUGCAAGAGAUUCCAAGGUCAGAGUUUGGAAUGUAACUGCACCGACUAUCCGUUCAUCAUGUUGCGUUGGAUUAACUUCUCUUCCUGGUGCUCCUAUAAACAUUAAGUGCCAUGAAUCCUUGCUCUAUGCUGCUACAAGUUCCUCCGUUGUUGCUGUCGAUUUAAGGACUAUGCAGAAAGUUCUAACUGCUGCAGCUUAUCAACCAUUUCUAUACUCAUUCGAGAUGAUUCCCUCUAAAUCCUUAAUAUGCACAGGUGGUAGAGGAAGGCAUAUAUUGAAGAUGCUUAGGCUAGUUGAGAAACUGUUGAUGUAAACGUCUGGGAGGCAGAUUCGGGUGCACACGCAAAUUCAUUGAGCUGCUGGUUCACUGAAAGUACGGACAGCAGCACUACAUUGUCCUCUAUGGCUGUUAAUGGGUGUAGAAUUGUCACUGCCUGCUAUGCUGAAGAUCUGGGACUUCUACGCUGCAGGGACUACACCAAUGCUCCUUGUCCCAUUGUUAGACACGACGAGGUUGUCUCCAAAUUUUGGGAUUCACAAUGCUACGACGACAACAACGAUAACUCCGACGUGUAGUACAUCAUUUGUAAGUUGUAUAUAAUUUCGUUUUCUCUUGUGCUUACGAUCUUGGUUUUGUCAACUUGUGCACAAUUCAGUUGAUUAAGAUAUAUACCAUCAAUCAAGAGAUUGAAAGUUC
Cucurbita maxima (winter squash) is the source of this 1450-nucleotide messenger RNA. RefSeq lists its product as uncharacterized. The transcript is spliced from 5 exons. Lineage: Eukaryota; Viridiplantae; Streptophyta; Magnoliopsida; Cucurbitales; Cucurbitaceae. The coding region runs from base 677 to 1066 and encodes 129 amino acids. The record is from RefSeq and is a predicted model, not a curated record. Gene Ontology annotation, molecular function: protein binding.